Messenger RNA from Amphibalanus amphitrite, 1107 nucleotides. RefSeq names its product ubiquitin carboxyl-terminal hydrolase 37-like. Gene Ontology annotation, biological process: G1/S transition of mitotic cell cycle; protein deubiquitination. The transcript is spliced from 3 exons. Gene Ontology annotation, cellular component: nucleus; cytosol. NCBI's taxonomy places the organism in Eukaryota, Metazoa, Arthropoda, Thecostraca, Balanomorpha, Balanidae. Bases 1 to 1107 code for a protein of 368 amino acids. Gene Ontology annotation, molecular function: cysteine-type endopeptidase activity; cysteine-type deubiquitinase activity. The record is from RefSeq and is a predicted model, not a curated record.
AUGAAAUUGGAGCUACGUGACGGCCACCUGACGCGGCCGUCACGUCGCGACGUGUUCGCCGACAUCGAUCCGGCGUUCCGAGGCAUCGAGAUGCAGGACGCCAACGAGUUCUUGCUGCGCCUGCUAGACACCAUGAAGGAAGAAAUCGACGCGCGGCGGCCGACCGAUAACCUUGUGCGAGACAAUUUUCAGUAUCAGACCGUCGAGAGCUACAUGUGCACCAAGUGCCAUGAAACGGUGCUGAAACAGCAAGAGAACAUAUGCUGGUUUGUCAGCGUGCCGCGCCGCCAGGGCACAGAGACGCACACGCUGCAGGACGCGCUGCGGCUGUGCAUGCGGCCUGACCGGCGCGAGCUGCUCUGUCAGCACUGCCGCCAUGACGACUGCCGCGUCACCACCAAAAUCAGCCAGCUGCCCAGGACGCUGAUAGUCCAGCUUAACCGGUACGUCUUCCUUGGGGAGGAAUCGAAGAAAAUCUGCUCCAACGUCGGCAUUCCCAAGCUCCUUUCGCUGAACGAACAUGUCGCGGACGACGUCACCCGGCCCCCAGAGUGGAAGUGCACAAAGCCUGCCCUGUGCAUCCUAUCCGACUUCGAGGAGUCUGAGGCGCCCAGCUCGGGUCCGUCGCCGCCGCCCGCCGCCCGUGGACUGUCACCAGUGCCGGCCACCGCCGGCUUGCCGGAGUCCGCCGCCGCCGACUCGCCGGUGUCGGCCGGAGCCGCGGCACCGGUGCGUCCCCCGUCACCGGCGACCGGUGCCGAGCCGCCGCAGCCGCCGCCAGCGCAGGCCGAGCUGGUGGUGCUGGACGCCGACUCCAAGUUAAAACCGGCGCGGACCUUGGACCUGGCCGGCGACUUUACCUACCGGCUGGUGAGCGUCGUCAGCCACUACGGCAGCGCCACGCACUCUGGGCACUACGUGUCGGAUGUGUACAGCGUCGGCAGGGACAAGUGGUUCCACUACGACGAUCGGCGCGUCAGCUGUGUGGACGAGGCCGACGUUCUGGGUGAGGCCGGACACCAGAGGAACGGCUACAUCUUCUUCUACCUGCACAAAGACCUUUGCGACCAAGUGGUCAGUGUGGAGGAAGCCGGCGGGGCGCUGUGA